Molecule: messenger RNA, 1586 nt
Organism: Pseudocercospora fijiensis CIRAD86
Lineage: Eukaryota; Fungi; Ascomycota; Dothideomycetes; Mycosphaerellales; Mycosphaerellaceae
Exons: 3
Coding region: 397-1320 (307 amino acids)
Biological process (GO): phosphatidylinositol biosynthetic process
Cellular component (GO): membrane; Golgi apparatus
Molecular function (GO): CDP-diacylglycerol-inositol 3-phosphatidyltransferase activity
Source: RefSeq, a predicted model, not a curated record
AAGUCAACACACGACUUGUCAGCAACACUCUUUUACGAUCGACCAUUUCUUGACCUUCCAUCAAAAGCAUCACACCGAGUUUGCGACCAGCUUUGGCGCCUUUAAUCCUCCAUCCGCCAGUGGCCGAGCAAGCGAUACGUCUUUGCGAUAAGGAGCUGAUAAACUCCGGAACUUCAUCUGGAUCACGUAUCUUACACCUUGUUGUACAAAAUAGCACGUGAACUGGAGAAGCUACGAGCCAUCGUCCGACAAGAAGAUCAGUCUAUCGACAUACACUCACCAAGUUCUUCGCGAAACCACAAGCGGACAAUCACAUAUCGUUUACCACUCUAGCCAUCCACAAGCACGGGUUGCAGCUGAACAGGAUACUCGUAAGCUCUGGCCCCGAUUAUCAUCAUGGUCCAAGACGUGGUGGACGAGAAAGAGCUUGCUCAGGCGAAUGGUAAUGGUCACGCGAAUGGGAAGCCUGUGAACGGGGCACCUCGAGGUCGUGUACAAGAUGAGGAGGACGAACAGACCGACGAGAAUAUAUUCGUGUUCGUACCCAACUUGAUUGGUUAUGGGCGAAUUGUGCUCUGCCUCGCGUCCCUAUACUUCAUGCCGUUGCACCCGAGACGAUGCAGCUUUUUAUACUCGAUCUCCUGCCUGCUCGAUGCAGCCGACGGCAUUGCUGCGCGCAAGUAUGAACAGAGCACAAGAUUUGGCGCGGUACUUGACAUGGUCACGGAUCGAUGCACAACUACCUGCUUGCUGGUAUUCUUAGCUACUGCAAAGCCGGCUUACAGCAUGAUCUUUCAAGGGUUGAUCUCCUUAGAUCUCGCUAGCCACUACAUGCACAUGUAUGCGACGUUGGUCAUGGGCGGCCAAACACAGAGCCAUAAAAAUGUGGAUGCGAAGAGGAGCUACAUCAUGAAUCUCUACUAUACCAACAAGGCCGUUCUCUUCCUCACCUGUGCUUUGAAUGAGCUUUUCUUCAUUGCGCUGUACUUGCUUUGCUUCAGCUCACCCAUCAUCACUCCGGCGCUUAAGUGGCCGACGGAGACGACGCCGACAGUACCACUCCAGCCAACGCCAUCUCUACUUUUCCCUAGUCCAUUCAGCGCCGCCGCCAUGGAGAUGGCUCGUGCGAACAAGAUGGACUCGACAGUACCCUGGAUUUUGACCAUUGCGAGCGCUCCAGUGAUGCUGUUCAAGCAGUGGGUGAACAUCAUCCAGCUGGUCAAGGCAAGCAAAUGGCUUGCGGAGGGUGAUCGCAAGGAUAGGAAGAAGCUAGGUUUGCCAAGGAAGCGAGGUGCAAAGACGGCCAAGAAGGACUUGUAAUGAUAUUCGAUGGUAGCGGAGCAGUGGAAUCUGAUUUCUUCGGUGUAUAGGUGGCAUAAAUUGUGCUUGUCUUUAGCGUGGUGUUUGGGUCUAGGCCGUACCAGGCAGACAGGUCAGCUCCCACGGGAGAGCGCUAUUUCGGCCAGUGUAACAAAUGAUCUGCCAUGGAAUUCCCUAAGGCUCGUACCCCACGGCAUAGUUGUCUAAUGAAUGAAUGUUGCAACGAGGCCUCAGGCUAGCUCAGUGCCGAUAUGUGACUUGCAGAG